This is a messenger RNA of Sporothrix brasiliensis 5110, 1374 nucleotides long. RefSeq names its product translation initiation factor 3 subunit M. The record is from RefSeq and is a predicted model, not a curated record. Gene Ontology annotation, cellular component: cytoplasm; eukaryotic translation initiation factor 3 complex. Gene Ontology annotation, molecular function: translation initiation factor activity. Lineage: Eukaryota; Fungi; Ascomycota; Sordariomycetes; Ophiostomatales; Ophiostomataceae. Gene Ontology annotation, biological process: cytoplasmic translational initiation. The coding region runs from base 1 to 1374 and encodes 457 amino acids. The transcript has 2 exons.
AUGGCUGCCCCGACUACAACUUCGGCUCCCGCCACCCCGAUCCGCCCGCGCCUCGUCUUCGUCGACGGCACGUUCGGCGAGCUCGUCCAGGAGCUGGCCGACUACCUGCAGAUCAGCGAGUCCAUUGCUGCGCUCGUCGCCAAGAACAAGAACGAGGAGGCCCUCGCGGCCGUCGUCGAGGCGUCGAGCGCGCUCAACGCGGCGCCUGAGAAGGACUUCACCGGCACCUACAACCUGCUGAUCCACCUCGCCAUCAACGAGUCCAAGGACCCUAGCCCGUACCUGCGCACGAUCUGCCAGAACCUCAGCAAGCCCGUGACCGGCUCGCCCGUCAACGGCGUGGGCCUGGCCCUCAACGCCCUGCAGGCCGUCUUCAACCUGCUGGCGCCCAACAACGCCUUGCGCUACAAUGUCUUCAUGACCAUCCUGCGCUUUGUGCGCACGCACGGCCUGUACGACAACAUCCGGUCGACGCUGCCGCAGCUGCCCUCGUGGCUGGUGGACUGGGACGUCAGCGAGGAGGCGCAGCGCAAGCUGUAUCUGGAGAUUGUGGCCUUUGCCGCUGAGCAAGGCGAGGCUGAGGAAUCCUACCAGCACCUGCUCAAGGUGCUGCGGACAUUUGACGCCUCGGACGACAGCGAGGUCAAGUCGGAGGAGGCCGAGCAGCUGUCUGUGCGCGCCGUCCGCACCGCCCUGGUGUCCAACACGCACUACGACUUUCAGGAUCUGCGCGCGCUCCCCACCGUGCAGGCGCUGGCCGACUCCGACAAGAACGCCGUCUACGCGCAGCUGCUCGACAUCUUCGCCGAGCAGGACCUCGAGGACUACCACGACUUUUGCGAGGAGCACGAGGGCUGGGUGGAGGCGCAGAACCUGGACGGCGACAAGCUGCAGCGCAAGAUGCGCCUCCUGACGUUUACGAGCUUGGCGGCCAGCACGCAGAGCCGCCAGAUCGAGUACGCCCGCAUCGCCAAGGCGCUGCAGGUGCCUGUCGAGGACGUCGAGGUGUGGGCCAUUGACGUGAUCCGUGCCGGGCUCGUCGAGGGCAAGCUGUCGCAGCAGCAGCAGGUGUUCUUGGUGCACCGCACCACGUACCGCGUGUUUGGCGAGAAGCAGUGGCGCGAGCUGGGCACGCGCAUUGACCAGUGGCGCGGCAGCCUGAGCAGCGUCCUGACGGUGCUGCGGCGGCAGCAGGCCGAGGUCGAAGCGGCCAAGGAGCGCGAGGCCCAGGAGCUGGAGCGCAAGCUGGCCAACGCCAACCUCGAGGGCGGCAGCAGCCACCAGGGCGGUGGUGGUCGUGGCCGUGGCGGCGCACGGCAGUACAACAACCGCCAGCAACAACAACGCCCGCCGCGCAACGACAACGACGACUAA